Molecule: messenger RNA, 873 nt
Organism: Gloeophyllum trabeum ATCC 11539
Lineage: Eukaryota; Fungi; Basidiomycota; Agaricomycetes; Gloeophyllales; Gloeophyllaceae
Exons: 5
Coding region: 1-873 (290 amino acids)
Source: RefSeq, a predicted model, not a curated record
AUGGACAACCCACUGGUGCAGGCUGCAGCGACCACCUCGCACACAGAGACUCCCCAUCGUAACAACGUAGAUGACACAGUUGCCCCCAGCGAAGACAAUGGGCGUGCCCCCUCCCCAACCACAUCCAUGUUACUCCCUGCGAGCGAGGACGCUGCUUUCGCAGACUUGCAAGCCACGCCCACCCCCGUCCGGACACACAACCCCCCCACUCUCUUGAUUGCUGCCCGUAGACAGGCUGGUCCUGCCGACACCGAGGAUGAUGACAUGCCCGGACUCACCACAUCCGAAGAUGAAGACGAUGAUGAAGAUAUCAAGGCUCACCCCCCCGCAGAGCACUCCCGUUCAGCCAAAGCAAAAGGCAAACAACACGCACGCACCCCAUCCACGAUGCCGCCUCCCCACCCACCCCAGGAGUUCAAUGGGACACCCAAGCCCCAGAAUACCUCCACGAGCAGCGCGCCUGGGCUCCCACCCUGCAUACCCCAAGGGACCCCUCCUAAUGCUGAGGCCCUGGCACUGUUCAAUGCCUAUCAGCAGGACCUCCAGGCAAUGGAAGCUUACAAUGUCCGCCAGCACUCACGCCCUGCAGCAUCCCCACUCGACGCCUUCACACCUCCCCCCCCCCGGAAGGCUUCCCGGAGGUAUAUUGCCAAACCCCAACCAACGCUCAUUGUCCAACCCCACAAUUGGAACGGACGUGCACUUGCUGAGCGCGGUGUUGAGGUCGUGGACCGAAUUCGCGCGGCUACCGUCAAGUACUCAAGGGCUGUCUCCGAUGCCCCCACCGACUCCAUCCAAGUCACCGCGCUUAUUGUUGCCAAUGCCCAGAACCCCCGACAAUCUUCUGGCUUCGUGGUGUUUCCCCUGACAUGA